AUGAGCCAAAGAUUUGGGAAUUCUGAACCCAAUUUCGUGUCUUUAAUCACCAAGUUUCGUGAUGGAGAUAUGAACAUUAGAUGGGUAGAAAAGUUAUCUAAGAACGGUGCUAGAGUAGCCCCUCCAUCUGCAUCAGAUGGGUAUUGGAAUUUGGGACCCGAGCCUUUAGCUUUAAGGACUGGCUUUCGUGACGGAAGUUUUGAUGAGAAAAGCAAGAAGGGGGUGGGAAAGUCGUCUAAGAGCAGUGCUAGUGUAGCCUCUUCAUCUGCAUCACAUGAGCAUCGGAAUUCUGAACCUCAUCCUCUGUCUUUGAGGUCUGGGUCUCCUGAUGGAAGUACUGCUGAGAAAAAGAAGAAGAAGAAGAAGAUGAAGAAGAGGGCAGGAAAGACAUCUCAGAGCGGUGGUACUGUAGCCUCUCCAUCUGUAUCAGAUGCGAAUGAGGUUUCCAAAGAUUCAACUGUCCAAAUUUCAGAGAAACUCUCGUUUCCUGAUCAUACCCGGAACAGCUUAUCAGUUGGAACGCAGAGUUCUGAUGACUGUUCAAAGAUAAGCAAACAAGGGUCUGCUGAAUCAAGAAGUACUACUGUUGUUGAGGAGGUUGUAGUUCAAUGUAGCAAACAGGUUGAACUUGAAGAUUCCAAGAAUAGAAGCCACACAGGUUGGACUCACAAUGGAAAAGAAAAUAGGCAUUUUGGUUGGAACAGGAGGCAGUACAAUGCUAGGGAAGGACAUGUGAAUUGGGAGAAGAAACCGAGUUACAGAAAUGGUGUGAAAGAUAUUAACUCGGCAGAGAAUCGGUUUUGGGCUGACCGUAGUUCAUUAGCCAAUGAUGCUAUCAUACGUUCUUCAUUGAUUUCCUCUGGAUACAGCAAUGGGAAAGAAAAUAGGCAUUUUGGUUGGAACAGGAAGCAGUACAAUGCUAGGGAAGGACAUGUGGAUUGGGGGAAAAAACCAAGCUAUGGUGUGAAAGAUGUUAACCUGGCAGAUAAUCAUUUUUGGUCUGAGCGGAAUUCAUUAGCCACUGAUGCCAUCUCACCUACUCCGUCGAAUUCCUCUAGACAGAAUAAUGCUGCUUAUGGAUAUAGAAAAAAGGAUGUCCCUCCAAUACUAUUGAAUGAUUCAUCACAGGCAGCUGCUUCUCCAAAGAGGUUGAAUGGGACACUUUUUGUUUCACUAAAAAGUCAAACAGAAGGCUUGGGGAAUACAGAAGGCUUGGGGAAUGACUCUGAAAAGUUAGUAGGAAGAUCAACUUAUUUGUUUAAGCCUGUGCAUUGCAAUGUGAAAAAGAUACCUCGCAAUUAUGAAGCAAACUUCUUUGAGUUACAUGCUAAGUGUGUUUCAUAUCAUAAAGAAUUGUCACUGGGUUUUUCUGAUAUGCACGAUUACAAGAGAGAUACUGCAGGAACAAAUGGCAAGCAGAUUGCAAGUCAUGGUGAUCGACACUGUUUAAACUCACCUUCUAUGUAUUCUAAAAUGUCUACUCAGGGAGUGAUGAAUGAUAUCCAGCAAUACAAAUUCAGGAAGAUUCCAAGCAUGGAAUAUGAGGUCGGCAAGUCAGUGCAUGCAUCUGUGGAUGGUAUACCAUGCUGCCAUACUGAUCAUAAACUUGAGAAAGAUGCUUCUGGAGCAAAUGUUAUGGAGCGGACAGCUGUUGGUACAAAAGAGUUCAGGCCUGUGGACAGAAUUUCAUCUGCUACUAUUUCAAAUGAGUUAAAUCUCUUACCAGAUGUAAGCCGGCAGUUAAAUAAUAGCCAUCUGGGAGGAACCAGAAUACCCUGCCAUCAACCAAUUUCUUAUGAUGAUCCCAAGAUUUAUCGGUCUGCUGCUGAACUAGGUCAAAAGACUGAAAUAAAAAGUUAUGAUGCAAAGCAUAGAGGACCAGAAGACACUGACCGGUUCUUAAUUGGUUCACAUAUGGGAAUGAAAGCUCUAACUGCUGCUUACCAAAUGCAAUUAGCAUCUGAAACUGUUCAGCUCGCAAUGGGUUGUCCACUUGCAGAGUUUGAAACGUUCAUCCACUGCGCUGCUCCUGUUAUUCCUUCUUCGUAUGUACAUAACGAAUAUUCUGUUUCCUUGGGUACCCAGCCAUCUGAUAGUUUACUAGGCAAGGACCAGAUACCAAAUGUAUCACUUCACAGUGUUUGGAACUGGUAUGAGAUACCAGGGAAUUACGGGUUGGAUGUCAAGGCAGUUUGUCCUAAAACCCUCACUGGGCUUCCAAAUGAUUCAAUGUCUUUCCAAGCCUAUUUUGUUCCUUCCCUUUCUGCUAUUCAGUUGUUUGGACCACACAUCUCUGGUUGCAAAAGAUUAUUUUCCAAUUCUACUGCUUCUGAACAACACAACCAUGUUCGGGUUGGUUCAUUUGAUGUUGCCCUACCUGACAGAAGUUGUGUUCAAGGUCUAGAUCGUUCACAUGUCUUCUCCUCUGAUGCUGAGCUCAUAUUUGAGUUUUUUGAGGUUGAGUUGCCACACUACAGGAGGCCUUUUUAUAACAAAAUUCUGGAGUUAAUUGGUGCUGGAACUUCUAAUCCUCUCGUAUAUGGUGACCCAUCAAAGCUUGCUAGUCUGAAUUUGCGUGAUUUACACCCUGCCUCUUGGUUUUCGGUGGCCUGGUAUCCUAUAUAUCAAAUUCCAGAAGGGCAUCUCCGUGCAUCAUUCUUGACUUACCAUUCACUUGGACAUUUUGUGCAAGGACCUGGUUCCACUGUUGCUCCAGGUUGCAUUGUCUUCCCUGUGUUAGGCUUGCAAAGCUACAAUUCACAGGAUGAAUGCUGGUUUGAACCCAAAAUACCUUCUUCAGGAGAACCUGCAUCUUUUGACACCACAGGAAUUCUCAUAAAAAGGCUGAAGACGUUGGACGAAAAUGCCUUGCAUUUUGCUAGAGGCUGGGUUUACAAGGAUAAGGUCAAGGUGCAGAACAAACAUCCAGAUUACGAGUUCUUCACUUCUCGAAAAACACGUUACACAUAGUUAUGUACGAUGAAUCGUGAGGAUCUGUAAAUGAAGAUGAGGAAUACUGUAGAUUCUGUACUUGUCUUGGUGUUGUUGUUCCAUGUAAACUUGUGUAGUUGAUGAAACUGAUUCUGAGUCAUGUUCCUUGUAAAGAAAUACUGUUUCAAAAAGAGAAGUGUAAGUGACUAAGUGCCACGGGGGGAGACUUAUCUCCACUGCCUUCUUUUUUUGUAAAUCUCUUACCUAAAUGUGAAGAAACAUGUGAAAUCCAAGUGUUUGAUACCUUUUAUUUCAUUAAUGGUUUAAUGGCACUGUGUUCCUCUUUAAUCUU
Fragaria vesca subsp. vesca is the source of this 3283-nucleotide messenger RNA. RefSeq lists its product as uncharacterized. The record is from RefSeq and is a predicted model, not a curated record. NCBI's taxonomy places the organism in Eukaryota, Viridiplantae, Streptophyta, Magnoliopsida, Rosales, Rosaceae. The coding region runs from base 1 to 2970 and encodes 989 amino acids. The transcript has 4 exons.